AAUAGGAAGUUGCUAAGUGUUAAAAACGAUCUCUGUUGACACAUUUAAAUGUAUUUUUACCACACACAAACGGUACAAAUAAAGUCACCAACCUUCAAACUGUGCCAAUAAGCCAUCCAGUAUGCUUCCAUAGUCCAAAACGAUGUUUAUUUGCUUGAUCGAUGUGACGCUAAGAAUGGUGCCUUGUGUACAUCCACUUUGCUGCAUCAUCUUCUCUGACAUGUUUUCACCACAUUUCUUCAAGUUGUCAUCUAUUGUUACACAUGAAUCAAAAGCUGACGAUGUCCCCUGUAAUAUUCCAGAGCUAGUUUUUGGCAUGGAGCAACGUGUACGGAGAGGCAGACGUCUGUUUCACCUAAGCACAGCAUUCUUGUACGCGUCUCGUAGUGAACCUUUAUUUUGGUAGUUGACAAGAUAGGCUGAGAGGUCACAAACGCUCACCCAAACUUGAGUGACAUCUAAUCCAGCCAAUAGUAUGCUUUCUUCUGACAAUGUAGGUUGGUCAUUCAUCCCGAUUGGUGAAUCCCUCACGUUUCUGACUGCAUGCGUAUCUGCCGCAUGGUUUUGGUUGUCACAACAACAUUGGAGUUGCCGCCUACUCUGCUUGCUUUACGCAUCGUAGAGCAGCAUUUCUCGUCAGCAAUUUCGGGUUUGUACUCCCUAAAAGUGUGUGUUGCCUGUGAGUGUGAGUCGUCUGUGCUUUCUGUGAGUCGAGUGUUGUGAAGACAUCAUGGAUGGACGCGGUAGGAAGCGGUAUACUUUGGCCGAAAUCCACGCUCAACUUUUUGAUGACGGCGGGAAUGAGACAGAGGAUGAUGCGGUGUCCGAAGCUGACAGCACCGACUCAGCGCUUCAGGCGUUUGAGGACGGCAUAGAUGUCGUCCUCGAUUUUGAGGAGACAUCUGACUCGGAUGAUGGGAACACAUCUGAUGACCCUUUGGAAGGGACUUCAACUGCCCCACACCCAGCUGCCUCUCCAACUCCUCCAGCUGCUUCUCCAACUCCUCCAGCUGCCUCUCCAACUCCUCCAGCUGCCAGCAGUGUGCGCAUGAGUGGCAGGCGCCGUGAUCUCCACCCUGCUCCAACUCCAUGCCCUCCUCCAGUUAGUCGUGGUGCUAGGCGUGGUAAGCGCCCCUCAAAAGCCUCUGCUCCAACUCCAUGCCCUCCUCCACCAAGCCGUGGUGCUACGAGUGGUAAACGCACCUCACAAGCCCCUGCCUCAACGCCAAGCCGUCCUGCGAAGCGUGCAUCCCUGGGUCCACCGCCGCAGGACUCCGACUUCUGGCGUGAUGCAACGAGUGAAGACGUGGAGCCUCCACCGUUGCCAUUUCGACCCAGGCGCCCUCCAGGACCACAGCUGGACCCUCAGGUAGACUACCGGCCGCUUGACCUGUUCUUAUUGUUUUUCAGCAAGGACGUGGUUAGGACCCUGUGCAGGCAUACCAAUCUCCAUGCUGCAAAAAGGGCUGCACAAGGACGAAAGAGGAAGUGGGUCGACAUAGAGCCGGAGGAGAUGUACCGCUUCAUCGGAUUGGUCAUCUACAAGGGAUUGAUGAAGUUGCCAGAGAUGCGGGACGGAUGGAGGAAGGACCGCCUUCACAGUUUUCCCUUCCCUGCAUCCGUCAUGCCAGGGUACAGAUACGAGGUAAUCUUCUCAACCCUUCACAUGAGUGACCCGGCUGUUGAUGCAGCAAAUGAUCAGCUGAAGGGCCAGCCUGGGCACGAUGGCCUCUGCCGCCUCAGGCCGCUGCAUGAUGACCUCCUGACGGCGUGCAGGGCUUACUUCCACCCGCUCCAGAACCUCUCAGUGGAUGAGAGGAUGGUAGGCACCAAGUCCCGGAUCGGGAUGAAGAUGUACAGCAAGGACAAGCCAACAAAGUGGGGGUUCAAGCUGUUUGUCUUGGCUGACAGCUCGAAUGGCUAUACGUGCCACUUCUCGAUUUAUGAGGGGAAGGCAAGGGCACCAUCUGGGCAGGGCCUCAGUUAUGAUGCUGUUGUAGAGUUGAUCCAUGUCCCGUCCCUGGGCACAGGGUACAACGUGUAUGUGGACAACUUUUACACCAGCUCAAAGCUGUUCCUCCACCUCCAUGGCAUGAACUAUGGCGCCUGUGGGACCAUCCGGGAGAACAGGAUCGGGUUUCCGCGCACACAGUGGAAUGCCAUGCCGAAGAAUGCAGCCCGUGGAGAGCUGCGUUGGAUUCGGGAUGGUCCACUGCUGUUCGUGAAGUGGAGGGACAGCCGGGACGUCACGAUGUGUUCCACCAUCCACAAGGCCUACGGGGGGCAGACCGUGAAGCGCCGAGUCAAGGACCGGAACACAGCCGUGUGGAGCAUUCGGGAAGUCCCUGUGCCGGAGCCGGUGAAGGCGUACAACAAGUUCAUGGGAGGAGUGGACUUGAGUGACGCCCUCAUCAAGUACUACACCGUGACCCACAAGACACGGAGGUGGUACAUGAAGCUGUUCCUCCACUUUGUGGAUAUUGCGGUUGUGAACAGCUUCAUCCUGCACAAGGAGACCGCACUGGCCCAGGGGGAGACGCCGCUGACCCAGAAAUCCUUCAGGGAAUUUCUGUGCCUGGAGCUGGCUGACUUCGGCAAGCCACAGCCCGACCCACCAGCAGAGACUUCCAGUGCAGAUGUGUCUGCUGAAGCCACUGGUGAGACACCGCAAGCCCAGGCAAUGUCUUCCUGCCAAUGUCUCCCUGUUCCGGUUGUGGAUCAGCUGUCCUCUGAUCCACACCUCAAGGCGACACAAGGGAGGAGAAAGUGUGUGCUCUGUGGCAUGAAGACAAUGUUCAAGUGCAAGGCUUGCCAGGUUGCACUGUGCAUUAUUGUGGACAGACUCUGCUUCACCACAUGGCACGAGCAGAAGAGCACACACUAA
Messenger RNA from Engraulis encrasicolus (European anchovy), 2884 nucleotides. Its product is annotated as piggyBac transposable element-derived protein 4-like. Lineage: Eukaryota; Metazoa; Chordata; Actinopteri; Clupeiformes; Engraulidae. The record is from RefSeq and is a predicted model, not a curated record. Bases 731 to 2884 code for a protein of 717 amino acids. The transcript is spliced from 2 exons.